This is a messenger RNA of Archocentrus centrarchus (flier cichlid), 4036 nucleotides long. It is a transcript of the gene tmem88bl, whose product is annotated as transmembrane protein 88b-like. The record is from RefSeq and is a predicted model, not a curated record. The coding region runs from base 149 to 670 and encodes 173 amino acids. NCBI's taxonomy places the organism in Eukaryota, Metazoa, Chordata, Actinopteri, Cichliformes, Cichlidae. Gene Ontology annotation, molecular function: PDZ domain binding. The transcript has 3 exons. Gene Ontology annotation, cellular component: plasma membrane.
GUCCGACUCACAGGUGCUUCUCUGCUGCUGCUUUGCUCGUGAACUGGCACCAUUAUUUUUGCUCGGAAACUAAAAGUUCCGAGUCGAUUACUGGGAGAGAAUCUCAGCAAACACACGGGGAUAAACGCGGUUCACGGCUACAUCAAGGAUGUGUGGUAUGGACGUGGACCUGGACGAUGGUGGUUCAGCUGAGGAAGAGAAAGAGGAGGAGUUCUGGAUCGGAGAAGGCGUGAAGAUGCUUCCCCCGCCUGUGGCUCACAGCGGGGGCAGUGCUUGGGGCAGCCGCAGAGGUAGGUGUGGCUGCCUGGCCUGCGGGGCAGCUCUCAUCCUCUGGAACCUGUGCGUCGUCUUAGCCAGCGCUCUGCUCCUGGCUGUGGUCUUCUUUGUGGUACUCCUGCCUGCAGGACUGCUGCUGUACGCUGGUUUCCUUUGCCACUCCAGGGUCCUUGAUGCCCCCUCUGCCAUCUGCCGUUACCUUGAUGACAACAGCUGCUCUGCCCUCAUCAUCCUGGGCUUUGUGAUGAUGUCUCCGCUCGUGGUUGUGGUGGCCGCUGUUUUCUGCGGGCUGCUCCGAAAGUUUCGACUCCUGCUUUUCAUUCAGCCGAUCACGCGUGCCUGGUACAGAGGGAGGCUGCUGGACUGGGCAGGCAGCAUCCACGCCUGGGUUUGAUCAAAACGGGGAAGGUGGUGCUGAAAGUCACGAGGGUGUGAAAAGCAAGAAGUGAUUAGAAAGAUUGUGUAAAAUGAACCAGAGGGUUACAGAUGGUUUUACAAAAAUAGACAGAUCAUUAUAAUUGAUGUGACAGUCAUACUUUGUUAAUGGUUAUAAAAAGCAGUUGGCAUUUUUAGAAAUAUUUGAGUCCUCUUGAGUCUAACAGAUCAAUAUCACCCUCACUGUCUGCAUGGUGAAAAUGAAGCUGCAAACACCAGAUAAUUAGCUUAGCGACAUAUACAAAACAUAUACAUUUACAUUAACCAUGUAAUAUGAUCAUUUGAGCGCUUUAGAGGUGAUAGAAGGUGGAUUUCAUGAGCCUUUCCAGCUAAAUGUUUCUGGGCUUUGUGCUUAUCUGAGAGCCCUCUGCCUUCAUCCUCGCAUUGAGAGUGAAGCGACUUCUCACUGAUCUCUCAGGCAGGAUGGAAACAAGUGUGUUUUCUAAAAUGUCAAACUGUUUUUGUGUCAUAUUUUUGUUUAUUCAUUUGUGUACCCUGUGUCCAUUUUAGGUAAUUUUGUGAUUUUUCGGGGGGUAAUGACACUAGAGUUGGGCUGGUGGGUUUAUUUGGCUUUUACAUGGUUUCUCUGAUAUGUAGAGCCAUCUUUUUUGUUUUUUAAUUUUGAAGAUACAAGAAGCUCAAAGCUUGUAAAACACAUUAUGCACUCAUUUAAGUGAACUAAAUACACACCAGAACAGUCCAGAAAAAAAAACACUUUGGAAAGUGAAGGCUACCUGCAGGGUUUUCACACAAGCUUUAACAGCUUCUUAGACACAGUAUUGUUAUUUUCUUUUUAGGAUGCAUCAAAUACUGGUUUAACUAUGAUUUUGUAUAAAAACUAAUAUUUUUGUGAUUUUGUAUUGCCUGUCUGCCAACUAUGUGGAUGUGUUUACAUGUGAGAUAUUCUCAGAAAUGUGAAGUUAUUUGUGUUUAGACUUAAGAAGUAUCACAAAAAGUCGAACCAGUUUUCCAGACACCAGACUAAAGGCCCUAGCAGACAUUCCAGGUUGCCUAGAUAAGCCUCUAAUGUACAGUAUUCUGCAAAAGUCUUGAGUCACCCCUCAUUUCUUUAUCUUUUGCUUACAAAAAACCAAACCUUUUUGUAAUUUUUUAAAAUUAGUCUUGAGCAAUAGUUCAAAGUAGCAGAAAACUGUCAAAGAUCCAGUGUUUAAUUGCAUCGUUAGGCAGUUUGUUACUAGCAGCCUAUGGCAAAAACACAUAAUUUGAGUUUAUACAACAGUGAGUGUCUACAGACAUCUGUAAAACAUGGUGGAGGCUCUCCCAUGGUUUGUGGCUGCAUUUCAGUAAGUGGAGUUGGAGAUCUUUUCAGAAUUAGGAAUGCGGAAAAGUACUAUCAGAUUUUGAUCCACCAUGCAAUACCAUCUCUGGAAAACUGCUUCAUUUUUCAGUGAUCCCAAGCGCACUGCCAAUGCAGUAAAAGCAGACCUGGAUAGAAAAACAUAGUGGAACACCAUCAGUCAUGGAUUGGCCUCUCCAGAACCAGGACCUCAACUUUACUGAAGCAGUGUGGGAUCAUUAUGACAGAGAGCAGAACAAAAGGCAGCCAACAUCCAAAGAAGAGCUUUGAAUGUCCUUCAGGAAGCCUGGAGAACUAUUCCUGAAGACUGCUUGAAGAAAUUACAUGAAAGCAUCCUAAGAGAGUUCAGGCUGUGUUGAAAAAUAAAAGUGGUCACACCAAAUAUUGAGUUUCAAACUCAUUAGAAUUGUACAAACUGGAUUUUUAUGUGUGCUUGCACAUUUGAAUAAAUCACUGCACCUGUUUCCCAUUUUCCUAGCGAACUAUAAAGAAAUUAGGGGUGGCCCGAGACUUUUGCACAGUACCGUAGUUGCUAUCAUUGAUUGUCAUAUGACAAUCAACAGUAUCCUGCACUCUCAUUUGUAGGCACUUCUAUUGCUCACCUUGAAGUUGAGAAAAGUUUAACCUGGCACCAGUUUAGUAGUUAUUUUGGCCAUUAUUGUUGUCUCCGAUCACCACACUGCUUCUAGUGGCUUCCUGUGUGGAUAGCGCUUAAGUGAUCUGUUUUUAAUUUAUGCAACUUAGUCCAAGCUGUUGGGCUUUCAAAAAUCCUUAAAACCAAGGUGAAUCGUGUAAAAUAAUAACUAGAAUUACUUUCUUAUGGUGGCAGUUUACAUUAAGACUCAUACGCAGUAAAUACUCUGAAGAAAUGUAAUCGAUGGCACCACUUCAGUAUCUGAUCAAAUGUGAAAUAUGGUCACAGUCUCCUCCUUCUGCUCCUGAGUUACACUGUUAAAUAAUGGCAGGAAAGGUGUUUUUGCAGAACAUGAUGGUGUCAUUAUUUGAUUUUACUCUAUCAGGCACUUUUGUAAGUUAUGGCCUAAAAUGCUUUUUGGUGAUCAUAAGCUUUGACCUCCGACAUCUAAUCAGCUCAUCCUUGAGUCCAAGUUUGAGUCCGAGUUUUUGUGCCAAAAUAUGAAGCAAUCGUUUCAUGAUGUUCAUGAGAACAGGGCUGACGUGCAGUAAAUAUGUAUGGAUAAACAAUCCGAAAUCAUAAACGCCCACCCAGAGGCAUGAAAAAGUGUUCACAAGGACUUCCAUUUGUCUGUUAGGUGGCAUACAUGUAAAUCAACAAUAAAGUUUCUUCUCAAAGACUUUACCCAAUGUAGCAUCAUUAGCAGUCACACGUUGCGUAUGUGGGGGGUGGGGUUGAAGCAUGUUUCAUUUUAAUGCAUCUUUUAGAUCACAUUGUGCCAUAAAGAAAUACCCUUCAUCAUGAACACAACUAAAGUCGACAGCAUGACAAAGUAAUUGCCUUUCAGUGGGAUCAGAGUGUUAAAGAGGGAUUUGAAUCAUCACAUCAGGAGCUCAUUGUGCUGCCUCUUUGCUUUCUGGUCCUUCAAAUUCACCAGUGACACGCUGCACAUCCUUUUAUCUGUGUCCUUGCUCCAUAGUCGAGUGUUCAGACUUGUGGUUUCGUCUCUCAGAAGAAAGAAUUUUAUUUUAUGAUGAGCAUUUAUUACUCAGCAUCUGCCACUGUUAUUAUACUAAAUAUGUAUUUUGUUUUUGCUUAUUUAUUAGUGUGUUUUGUCUCUGUUUACUAAUCUGGAUGUGUUUUUUCCUAAAAUAAUAAAACACUGUUGAUCCAGCCAGAUAAGUGGUAGAAAAUGAAUGGAUUGGUGUUGAGACCAGUGUUUUAGAGACCUGUGUAGGAAAGGGGUUGAAAUGUAUUCUUUUUUAAUGUGAUGGGGUUGUCUGGCAGCAAAUGCCACAUCUGGAACAAAUUAGUGGGAAGACUGCAACAGCUAAUUGAGGUUUAUUUUAUUUAUUUAUUUGUUCAGUUUUCAA